CUUGUGUGGAAUUCGGCCAGGAACGUCAGUCGAGCCUUUUGGCUGAAAAUGGAUCCACUCGAGUCGAAUUAGUCUGGGGAAUAAACAUUUAAACAAGAUAAGAACAUUUUCGGCCUGGGACAAUUAUUUUCACUUUAUUUCCAUGAUUGUUUUGGGUCUGUCUACAAGGACGCAUGGAAGAGAGCUAGCUUGUUGGCUUCGUAUGAAAAAUGCUCGGAAGCUGAGAGAGAUGCAUCAUGGGAAAGAAUGGCCAGACAUGUGACGACAGGAAUCCCAAAAGUCAUCUGUUAUGUCACCACGACAUGUUCGCCUGAACGGCGACGGCUCCGGCAGGCUCCAUGGCUCAUUCAUCGGACCCCUCCUGCAGGGAGAAGACCCCCGGCACACAGGGGAAGUCGCACUCAGCGGCGCGCAACAUCGUACGGAAGAAGGAGCAGCAGCAGCAGCGGCGGCGGCGAGGAAUCCGAUCUUCCUCACCCAUGGGCCGCGUCAUCCUCAUCAACUCGCCGGUUGACGGCGGCGAUGACAGCGAAGACCUUCACACCAUCACGGUGGACAAAAGCGAGGACGGCAAGCUGGGCUUCAGCGUGCGCGGCGGCUGCGAGCACGGCCUGAGCAUCUUCGUCAGCAAGGUGGAAGACGACAGCACGGCAGAGCGCGCCCUGUCGUUGUGCACAGAGGAGGCCGGCCUGCUGGUGGGCGACAAGCUGGUGGAGGUGAACGGCGUCAGCCUGGAGAGCAUCACCAUGAGCAGCGCCGUCAAGGUCCUGACGGGCAACAACAGGCUGAGGAUGGUGGUGAGGCGAGUGGGCAAGGUGCCCGGGAUCCGCUACUCGAAAGAGAAGACCACCUGGGUGGACUUGAUACACAGGCGCAUGGUGGUGGAGGAAAGCGGGCGGACGCCUUCGGACGCCAGCGCCAGCAGCGCUCUCCGCAGGAUCGUCCACCUGUACACCACCUCUGACGACUACUGUCUGGGCUUCAACAUCCGCGGUGGGAAGGAGUUUGGUUUGGGCAUUUACGUCUCCAAGCUGGACCCCGGCGGCCUGGCCGAGCAGAACGGGAUCAAGAUGGGCGACCAGAUCCUGGCCGCCAACGGCGUGGGCUUCGAGGACAUCAGCCACAGCAACGCGGUGGAGGUGCUAAAGAGUCACACGCACGUCAUGCUGACCAUCAAGGAGGCCGGCCGCUACCCCGCGUACAAGGAGAUGGUGGCGGAGUACCGAUGGCUCAACAAGUUGGCCAACGGGGGUCAGAAAUCUUCCUCGCUGGGCUCUGAGUCCAACUCGUCAGCAUCCUCGCUGUCCUCGGAGACGCCGGUCAGUUCUCUGAGCGGCCUGUCCCAGGUCAUGUUCCCACCUAGUUUGCCGUUUGCCUCCGACAUGGUGGAUGUGGGCAUCUCCACUGAGGACCAGAGCGAGGCCGUCAUCCAGACGGACACCACCCGCAGCCGGGGAGCCACCACGCUGCUGCGGGACACGGCCAUCCGCCGGGAGGAAAACGAAGACGAGGGCGGUCCGAGGAGGGAGUCUCGUAAGACGGCGGUGCUGCUGGCCCUCAGCAGACCCAGCCGACCCAUCAGCCGCUCGCAGAGCCAGGUCACCAUAGCAGAGAUCAGCCAGAAGAAAGCCAAGAAGCAGAAAGGAGGAAAAAACUCUGGAGAGAAGAGCGCCCUCCAACGCUCCAAGACGCUGGUCAACUUGUUGUUUGGAGGCGCACGCAAGAGGGACGCCUCCAGGGGGCGCUCAAAGUCGCUGUCUACUGACAAAGAAGGUUGGAGCCUUGGCAGAGGUCCGAGCGCUGCGGCAUUUCCAGAAGAGACGCUGCGAGCGGUGGAGGAGUUGGCACAGCGACUGUUGACGGAGGAGGAGGCGGAAGCGGUGAUGAAGGCGUGUCGGACGUAUGUGGAAGAAAGGUGCGUGGAGAUGUUAAUACGUCACCUACUGGCCGUGCUGGAUAGGCCUGAAAAACUGCUGCUGCUCAGAGAGGUCAGGAUGUUGCUUCCGGCCACCCAUCUCCGAGAAUUUAACAGCACUGUGGAAGCGGUGGAGGUGGAGGCGUACGACAUCCUCAAGUACCGCUCAGUCCAAACACCGCCUCUUCGCUCUCCCGCAUCUGGCCGAGCACCUAAACGCCGCCUCAUCACGCCGAUCCCAGAUUUGCGAGGGGGGUUCGAGCUGCACAGUGCCGCCAUGGUGGAGAAGCAAAGCCACUUGGUUGACAAGCUAGAGAAGCUCAGCCUGUCGGGGCCGCGGGCGUCCAGGCAGCGACGGCGGCGCCCCACUGCCCCCUUCACGCCGCUGCUGGACAUCCCGGUGGAUGGGUACCAGUUCACGGAGGACCACAAACACUGGCCCGCAUGUAGACCGGACCCCAACUGGCUGCUCUCCAGCGAGUGCGAUUUCGGAAGCGUCGCCACGGUGCGCUCUGAAGAGGUCUCAGAUUCUGCAUGUUUGAAUGACCGCCAGGCUCCACAAGAGUAUGAACUCCAAACGGUCAGCAUCUCCAAGACCAAGCAGUCACUCGGCAUCAGCAUAUCUGGCGGGAUGGAGUCCAAGGUCCAGCCGGUGGUCAAGGUGGAGAAGAUCUUCUCGGGAGGAGCCGCCUCCAGCUGCGAGGUGCUUAAGGCCGGAUUCGAGGUGGUUAGCGUGGACGGCACGUCGCUGCAAGGAGUCACCCACCAGCAUGCUGUUGACCUAAUCCGAAAAGCCUUCAGCAACAAGGCCAAAAACCCCAUGAUGCUGGUGGUCAAAGUGCCCUGCAAGCCUCCAAAGACAUCAUUAGCACAACUUAGUGGUCAAUAAUGGCCAAACAUCUCCAUUUUGGAAACAAAAACAACAAUUUCAUAACAAUUCAGUGUAACCUUUAAUAAACACAAAAUA
This is a messenger RNA of Phycodurus eques (leafy seadragon), 2882 nucleotides long. Its product is annotated as PDZ domain-containing protein 7-like. NCBI's taxonomy places the organism in Eukaryota, Metazoa, Chordata, Actinopteri, Syngnathiformes, Syngnathidae. Gene Ontology annotation, cellular component: stereocilia ankle link complex; plasma membrane; stereocilium tip. The transcript is spliced from 18 exons. Gene Ontology annotation, molecular function: protein binding. The record is from RefSeq and is a predicted model, not a curated record. Bases 339 to 2804 code for a protein of 821 amino acids. Gene Ontology annotation, biological process: auditory receptor cell stereocilium organization; sensory perception of sound.